Trichomonas vaginalis G3 is the source of this 459-nucleotide messenger RNA. RefSeq lists its product as uncharacterized. The record is from RefSeq and is a predicted model, not a curated record. The transcript has a single exon. Bases 1 to 459 code for a protein of 152 amino acids. Lineage: Eukaryota; Parabasalia; Trichomonadida; Trichomonadidae.
AUGGGAAUUGUACCUAGUGCUGAAGAAAGUCAAAAUAUUGAUGAAAAGAUUGAAAGGCCUUCAACAUCAUCAGUACGGCCAAUAGAUUCUGGUUUGAUUGGUCAGCAAUUGGAAUAUUGCGAAGAACAAAGAAUGAAAGCCGAAGAUAUUAUGGAUCAAUACUUUAAUCAAGUUCAAUUUUCGGAACUAACAGAUAAUCCAUUAAUUGGAACAUAUAUUAAAGACUUGAUUACUGAAAUUAUAAAUUUACAAAAUGAUAUAGAAAAAGAAAGCAAACUUCGAUCAGAAGGAAAACCAUCAAAUUCACAAGAAAAUAAUAAUGAUCGCGCUCAAGAGCAUAAAAAGAAUCUCCAAAGUAUAGAACCAUUAACAAAAACUCUCAACAGUCUACUGAAAGAAAGAGAUGAACUUAUAGAAAAGAAUAGAACAUUACAGCAGAUUGUUAAACUAGAAAUUUAA